CACGCUUCAGUCUCCAGUUCCCUCUAUCCAUAUCAUCGUCCGCGAUCCGCCAAUUCACUGACUUUCUGGUCGUCAGUGAUAAGCGAUGAGUCUAGGGGUUGUGGUUCCUCCCAUAGCCCUUCGCACGUCACCGUUCGCUCACUAUAACGUUGCAUGGUCACCUUUCCACGCUCACCUACUUGCACUCGCGUCGUCUGCAAAUUAUGGGCUGAUUGGAAACGGGAGGGCACAUCUAUGUAGCCUCUCUGGUGCACCGGCACCUAUCGUACCGGCUGCAGGAGCUGACGGUCGGGAGUUAAGAUUGGAUAAGUUCUACAAAACGCAAGAUGGGUUAUACGAUCUUGCGUGGUCUGAGAUACAUGAGAAUCAACUCGUAACAGCUUCGGGGGAUGGCUCAUUGAAGUUAUGGGAUAUAAUGCUCAAUGACUUACCGAUUCGCGCAUGGCACGAACAUUCAAGAGAGGCGUUCAGUGUUGAUUGGUCAAAUAUAGACAAAACAAUCUUUGCCUCUUCAUCUUGGGACGGUUUAGUGAAAAUUUGGACAACGGAACGCCCAACUUCAAUUCAGACUAUUGCUGCGCACCAAUCUUGCGUUUACCAAGCUAUGUUCUCUCCUCAUACCCCAAACAUCAUCGCCAGCUGCUCGACAGAUGGAUCAAUUAAAAUCUUUGACCUUCGCACAGCAGGCUCAGGUCCACUUCCACCACAGUCCUCGAUCCCGAGCGCUGUACCGCCGGCGCCUCCACCAGGGUCCAGUGUCCCAUCUAUCGUCAUCCCUGCGCAUCCUGCUGCUGAAAUCCUUAGCAUUGACUGGAAUAAGUACCGACCAUGGGUGCUCGUGAGCGGGAGUACGGAUAAAAUGAUCAAAGUGUGGGAUGCACGAAACGUUAAGCCUGUUGCUAAUGGCCCGCAAGUUGGAGGAAAUUGUGAAAUUUCGUUACACGGACAUGAGUAUGCUGUUCGAAAAGUGCAAUGGAGUCCACAUCGUGCGGAUCUGAUUGCAAGCGCGGGCUACGACAUGACGUGCAGGGUAUGGUCGACAACUCCGAAUGGGGCACACCCACCGCUCCGGACAAUCCAUGAUAAACAUACCGAGUUCGUGACGGGGUGUGCAUGGAGUUUGUAUGAGGAGGGUUUGUUGGCAUCCUGUAGCUGGGAUCACUCUGUUCAUUUGUUCAGGCCGUACAACGUGUAGCCAAAGUGUAUUGAAUAUAUGUAAUACGCCAGGCAGC
Cantharellus anzutake is the source of this 1232-nucleotide messenger RNA. Its product is annotated as WD40 repeat-like protein. The record is from RefSeq and is a predicted model, not a curated record. The transcript has 5 exons. Gene Ontology annotation, biological process: protein import into peroxisome matrix. Gene Ontology annotation, molecular function: protein binding. Gene Ontology annotation, cellular component: cytosol; peroxisomal matrix. Lineage: Eukaryota; Fungi; Basidiomycota; Agaricomycetes; Cantharellales; Hydnaceae. Bases 86 to 1195 code for a protein of 369 amino acids.